GGCCCCUCCCGAAGCCACGCCGGAGACUUCCAGGAGGGCCCCCCCCACCCCGGCGAGAACCCGGCGCCGAAGUCUCUCCGCCUCCGAGGGUUCUCCGACACGCAGUGCGCCGAGAAGAAGGAGAAGAGGAAAUUCUGGAUCGCUCUCUCGAGGGAAGAGAUCGAAGAGGAUAUCUUCGUUAUGACCGGGUCCAGGCCCGCUCGCAGGCCCAGAAAGCGGCCCAAGAAUGUCCAGAAACAAAUCGAUAGUGUUUUCCCUGGGUUAUGGUUAGUUGGUAUUACCGCCGACGCUUACAGAGUCGCUGAUACACCCGCCAAGCGGUGAAGCCAACUUAGGAAGCUUCUGGUUCUCGACAUUAUGGAGGUACACACGUGUGGAAUUUUGUAAAGAGCGAAAAGAGAAAAACAGCAACAAAUAUUGGAUUCGAACGACGUCGUCGUUGUUGAUGGUGAUUUUCGGCACUAGGUUUUAGAUGCAAGGGGAAGCUUUAGUUCAUUUUUACUACUUCAUCGCUGUAACCAAAGGAAUAUAUAUGAAUGAAUAUCGUGAAUGAGUAUAUAUAGAUUAAUUAAUAGAGUUUUAAUCUUCACUUCACAGCUUUUGUUUGCUGAUUCUUAUGCUUUUCGAUUUUCACAGGCUUAGCUUGUAGUUUAUUAGCUAAACCACCAAUUUCAUUUAUUGGAGGCUCUGCAUCUGAAUCUGCAAUGCUUCCUUCCUUGUUCCCAAGCGUCGGAAGAAUCCUCGUGAGGUUGAAAGUUACUGCAAUCAUUGCAUGCUUUUCUGCCUUUCUCUAUGUAUUGUUAUUUCACUUAUUUGAUUUGAUUCACUUUCUCCUUUUGGAUUUUGCAUCGAUCAUCUUAAUCGUAACCAUCAUUGAAGACACGCAAAAUCUUAGAUAUUAAUGAGAAGAAGCUUCAAAAGCAGUUUAAAAUUA
This is a messenger RNA of Cajanus cajan (pigeon pea), 934 nucleotides long. RefSeq lists its product as uncharacterized. NCBI's taxonomy places the organism in Eukaryota, Viridiplantae, Streptophyta, Magnoliopsida, Fabales, Fabaceae. The record is from RefSeq and is a predicted model, not a curated record.